AUGAACAAAUUGUUUUACAAUCCCGUCGAAACCCUCAGCUCCGAAAACAGCAAAAAGUUGGUAGAAGUCACUAUCAAACGUCUACCACCGAACGCCGUGCUCUAUUACCCGCGCGGCGGACAAUUUAUUCAGUGGCCUGCUUUCGGAGGCCACGUCACCGACGAGUGGCUCUCGAAAAACCGCUGCCCUGGAGAGCAAGCUCUUCUUCGUGGAACACCGUUGGUAGUUUCCGCGGAUGUGAAAAUCCCAAACUCGUUCCCCGCCACGGAACUCCUCAUUGUGACCCGAGUGGAAGGAGGGUCCCUCCGAAACGAGGGUAAAAUCGGAAGUCAAAAACCUAGCGAGGUGCCGGAUCAAAGAGCUGAAAAUGCGCAAAUCGGAGGUCAUCAACCUAGCGAGGUGCUGGACCAAACAGCUGAAAUUGCGCUUCUGAAAAAUGAAAUCGCGCUUCUCAAAAGAAAAAUUGGGGAUCUGGAAGUGAAUUAUUAUAACCUCAAGAGGUCUCAUGAGGACGGAAUGAGAGGGAUUUAG
Molecule: messenger RNA, 531 nt
Organism: Caenorhabditis briggsae
Lineage: Eukaryota; Metazoa; Nematoda; Chromadorea; Rhabditida; Rhabditidae
Exons: 4
Coding region: 1-531 (176 amino acids)
Source: RefSeq, a predicted model, not a curated record